GACACCCACCAGUAGAUGUAAAAACCAGUAGAGGUGUAACACCUGUCGAGGGCUCCACAAAUUGGGGAGCAAAAUACGGGACAAAUAUGUUCGCGAAAAUAAUGCGACAAAAAGCCGCAGUGGUGAUGCACGGGGCAAAAAAGGCUUUGAAUAAUAAAUAAACGACCUGUUGUUCUGGCGAUUAAUUGCUUUGCAACACGCGCAAGUCUUUUAUUACCUUGUUUUGAAACGAGUCCGUCGACACAAGACGCAGAAGAAUGCGGCAGCCUUUAUAAGAUGAUUUGCUUCCUCGUUGAUGAACGGAGCCAGAGACGCAUCACAGGGUGAGAUAUCUCUACUAAACACAAGAACUAUUGAGAUUUGUUAAUCAGAGGGACUCCGAUUUGAUAAUUAAAGGAAAUGGCUGAAAAAAUCACUCUUUUUAAAAGUUACCUGAGUUGCCAUGUUUGUUCAGAGACCUUCAGAGAUCCCGUGUCUCUGAGCUGCAACCACAGCUUCUGUUCAAGCUGCCUGAAGCGAUUCUGGGAACAAGCUGGAAACAAGAACUGUCCCAUUUGUAAAAGAAAAUCCUCUAAAGAUAAUACUGGGGUGAAUAUCCAACUGAAGGAUUUGGCGGACGUGUUUGCUGGGAGACAGAAAACUGGAUCAACUGAGACGGAACCAGAGAAGGAGAAAGAGGAGGUGGUGUGUGAAGACCAUCCAGAAGUCCCUUAUUGGUUCUGUGAGGACGAGCAGAAAGCUGUGUGUUCUGUCUGUGAGUCCUCUCUCCACCAGAGUCACAAGGUGGUUCCUCUAGAACAAGCAGUCAGGAACCUGAAGGACCAGCUGAGAUCUGACUUGAAGUCUCUGCAGGACAAGAAGGACAAACACCAACAAGUGAAGAAAUCAUACGAUGAAGUGAUUCAACUCUCCAAGAAGCAGCUGGUGUCCACAGAGAGGAAGAUCAGAGCAGAGUUCAACAAGCUCCACCAGGUCCUGAGAGAGGAAGAGGAGUCCAGACUGACAGCUCUGAGGGAGGAAGAGGAGCAGAAGGGGAAGACCAUCAACAGAGAGGUGAAGAUGAUUGAGGAGCAGAUCUCCUCUCUGUCAGACAGCAUCUCUGCUGUUGAAGAAGACCUGCAGAAACACAAGGUGUCGUUCCUCAGCAGUUAUAAAGCCACUCAGACCAGAGCCAGAGUCCAGAGCUCACUGACAGAUCCACAGCUGGUCUCAGGAGCACUGACAGAUGUGGCCAAACACCUGGGCAACCUGUCCUUCAGAGUCUGGGAGAAGAUGAAGGACCAGGUCCACUUCAGUCCUUUCAUUCUGGACCCAAACACUGCAAACUCCAAGCUCUCUCUGUCUGAUGAUCUGACCAGUGUGAGACGUGGAGACACAAAGCAGCAGCUUCCUGAUAAUCCAGAGAGAUUCACUAAGUAUGUAAAUGUUCUCGGCUCUGAGGGCUUCAGCUCAGGGAAACACAGCUGGGAGGUGGAGGUGGGAGACCAUCCUAACUGGCGGUUAGGUUUGGUUAAAGAGUCAGUUGACAGGAAGGGAGAGAAAUACGCUUCACCAAAAUAUGGAGUCUGGUGUUUAGCUCAUAGCAGUGGAAAAUACACUAAUGGAGCUGGUCAGCAUGUCAAAGUGAAGAAGAGUCUCCUGAGGAUCAGAGUCCAGCUGGACUAUGACAUGGGGGACGUGUCCUUCUACGACCCUGAAGAUACGACUCCCAUCUGCACUCACAGAGACACUUUCACUGAGAAACUCUUCCCGUAUUUUAAUAUUGGAGAGUCUGGAGAUGCUAAAACUGCUGAUAUCAAGAUCUGUCAAACUGAUGUUUCUCUGUGAUGUUCAGAGAAGGUGGUGAGGUCAAAGUGACUCAUCAGCAUGUUGAUUAAAGUUUUUGUUGUUGUGUAUAUUUUCAAUUAUAGAACGAGAAACUAAAAUGUGGAUAAUCAGAACUAUGUGUGAGGGAUAAUGUUCUAAAUAGUGUUUUGGUGUAAAUAUCCUUCAAGUACAGACGAGUAGAUUUACUGUGAUGUCAUUUCAUUUAAAAAUGUAUAACUAACUUUUUUUCAAAGUUUGCAUUAAAAGGCUUUAGUUUUAAAUCACGUCAUAAAGCCUCAUCUUACCUUAUUGAUGUUUAGCAUUAAACAAGUUUUUCAUUGUGUUUUAUAGUAAACCGUUUCAUAAAUAAAUGGUUCAGUUACUUCAGGUGUUUAAUUUGCAGAUUAUCGUUUUUAUUGAUGAUGAUGCAGAAUAAUGGUGGAGACAAAGUUCACAUUUUGGUUGCAGACUGUCUUCAUCACAAUCUGACCUCUGUUCAGGGUCUGGUAGAAAAUGUCUGUAUUUCUGAUCCUUCAGAACAUUUCUAUCCAUCUCUCAGGGUUCAAUCUAGGAGACAAUCACAAGAGAAUCCACCUCUGGAUCAGAUGCUUAGUUUAUAAAUUGUUUGUCUAUUUUUUAAAUACACAAAUCACUGGCCUGUUGUUUGUGUAACUAUAGUAUAAUUAAUUUAAUCCAGAUGUUGUGUUUCCAGAGUUCUACUAAAUAAAAUCCUUUAUUCUCAUCCA
This is a messenger RNA of Pungitius pungitius (ninespine stickleback), 2552 nucleotides long. Its product is annotated as zinc-binding protein A33-like. The record is from RefSeq and is a predicted model, not a curated record. Gene Ontology annotation, biological process: protein ubiquitination. Bases 400 to 1827 code for a protein of 475 amino acids. Lineage: Eukaryota; Metazoa; Chordata; Actinopteri; Perciformes; Gasterosteidae. Gene Ontology annotation, molecular function: zinc ion binding; ubiquitin protein ligase activity; protein binding. Gene Ontology annotation, cellular component: cytoplasm. The transcript has a single exon.